Molecule: messenger RNA, 5668 nt
Organism: Camelus dromedarius (Arabian camel)
Lineage: Eukaryota; Metazoa; Chordata; Mammalia; Artiodactyla; Camelidae
Gene: PDGFC
Product: platelet derived growth factor C
Exons: 6
Coding region: 233-1267 (344 amino acids)
Biological process (GO): positive regulation of ERK1 and ERK2 cascade; positive regulation of cell migration; positive regulation of MAP kinase activity
Cellular component (GO): membrane
Molecular function (GO): platelet-derived growth factor receptor binding; growth factor activity
Source: RefSeq, a predicted model, not a curated record
ACUGGUUCGGGUCCAGGUUUUGCUUUGAUCCCUUUCACAAACUGGAGGCGCACAAGCGGGCCCUCGGAGAAAGUCUCGGAGGCGAUUAUGUGGAAGCUACCCCGCGAGCCCCUGCGGCCCGAGCAGGCGCGGCGCGUCCAGCCCGGCGCGGCCCUCCCCCGGCGGCGCUGAGCCCGACCCGGAGCCCGGCUUCCCCAGUGCCCGCCGAGAGCGCGCUCGCCCGCCCAGCCCAAUGCUCCUCCUCGGGCUUCUCCUGCUGACAUCCGCCCUGGCCGGCCAGAGACCCGGGACUCGGGCUGAGUCCCACCUGAGCAGUAAACUCCAGCUCUCUGGCACCAAGGAGCAGAACGGAGUACAAGAUCCCCAGCAUGAGCGAAUUAUUACUGUGUCUACUAAUGGAAGUAUUCACAGUCCGAGGUUCCCUCAUACUUACCCGAGAAAUAUGGUCUUGGUGUGGAGAUUAGUAGCAGUAGAGGAAAAUGUGUGGAUACAGCUCACAUUUGAUGAAAGAUUUGGGCUCGAAGACCCAGAAGAUGACAUAUGCAAGUACGAUUUUGUGGAAGUGGAGGAGCCAAGUGAUGGGAGUGUAUUAGGGCGCUGGUGCGGUUCUGGCAGUGUGCCUGGAAAACAGAUUUCUAAAGGAAAUCAAAUCAGGAUACGAUUUGUAUCUGACGAGUAUUUCCCUUCGGAACCGGGGUUCUGCAUCCACUACAGCAUCGUGGUGCCGUUCACAGAAACCGUGAGUCCUUCAGUGUUGCCCGCCGCGGCCCUGCCCCUGGACCUCCUUAAUAACGCGGUCACUGCCUUCAGUACCUUGGAAGACCUGAUUCGGUAUCUUGAACCAGACAGAUGGCAGUUGGACUUGGAAGACCUGUACAGGCCAACUUGGCAACUGCUGGGCAAAGCUUUUGUUUUUGGGAGGAAGUCCAGAGCGGUGGAUCUGAACCUCCUGAAGGAGGAGGCGAGGCUGUACAGCUGCACGCCUAGAAACUUCUCGGUGUCCGUCAGGGAGGAGCUGAAGAGGGCGGACACCAUCUUCUGGCCGGGCUGCCUGCUGGUCAAGCGCUGCGGCGGGAACUGCGCCUGCUGCCUGCACACCUGCAGCGAGUGCCAGUGCGUCCCCAGCAAAGUCACCAAGAAGUACCACGAGGUCCUUCAGCUGAGACCCAAGACGGGUGUCCGGGGUUUGCACAAGUCCCUGACCGACGUGGCCCUGGAGCACCACGAGGAGUGUGACUGCGUGUGCCGAGGGAACGCGGGAGGAUAACGGCCCCGCAGUCCAGCCAGCGCGGGCUGGGGCUGCCUCGGGGGACAGGGCCCGCACCGGCCUCCGGCCCCCUGCCCGGUGCUUCUCCAGGGCCCUUCCAUCUGCGGGGCCUACAGGCGAUCCAAGGGAGGAGGCGGCCCGCGGCGUCAGGGCUCUGGCACCCGCUCUUUGCAGGGGAUGCUCGGAUGCUGGGAGGAGCGGUCCAGGCGUGGAAAAGGAUGCAGGGCUGUCGGCCGCUGGCCAGUGGCCCGUCCCCACGUGCUCCCUGGUCUCCAGGCGGCUGGCGUUCACGUCAGCACAGGAGAAACGCGUGGCCCCGAGCACCUGAUGCUGUCACCUCGCUUAACUCUCCAAUUCUGAGCUCUGGGCCUAAAACGACGGAAAUCUGGGAUUUUCUUCUUCUAUUCACAUAUAUAAGCCAGAGUGUUCUAUGUCCCGCCAGUGUGGGUUUUAAAAAGGAACUCUGUUGCCAUGAAUUAAGCUUCUGUCACCCUGAUAAGAAAGACUGGAGUUUCCACAUUUCUUAUUACAGUUUCUACCACUUAGAAGCAGAGAACUACAUUCAUGGCCAGGAAGAGACAGCUUUCAGAAGAGUGGCCUUAUUUUCACUUUAUAAGUCGGUUUAUUUGUUUCAUUGUGUACAUUUUUAUAUUCUCCUUUUGACAUUAUAACUGUUUGCUUUUCUAAUCUUGUUAAAUAUAUCUAUUUUUACCAAAGGUAUUUAAUAUUCUUUUUUUUUUUAUGACAACCUAGAUCAACUAUUUUUAGCUUGGUAAAUUUUUCUAAACAGAAUUGUUAUAGCCAGAGGGACAAAGAUGAUAUAAAAUAUUGUUGCUCUGACAAAAAAAAAAAAAUACAUGUAUUUCAUUCUUGUAUGGUGCUAGAGCUUAGAUUAAUUUGCAUUUUAAAAUACUGGAGCGGGGAAUGGAUAGAAUUUGGUAAGUUGCCAAGACUGUUUGAAAAUAAAUAAAUUAGCCUAUCAUUCACUUGGAUCAUUGGAGGCGCCAGUAAGAAGCAGCACAUGGGAACAGGUGUCUAAAUCCAGGCAUUAAUAAUCCCUAACCCUUAUUUUGGGAAACGUGAGCCUAGCUCAGAAGAUCGUAAAGCACCUUGAAAAAAGAGACGUGACAGCUUCCUGACAAAGCGAUUUGCUGUCCUGUAGGAACACGUGCUAUUUAUUGUGACGUUCUGGUUAGAUUAUCUUUAAACUCAGUUCCAUACACUUGUAUAAAUACAUGGAUAUUUUUAUGUACAGAAGUAUAUCCUUUAACCAGUUUGCUUAUUGUACUCACCAGCAACUGAGAGGAAAAUCAGUUAAAUACUUUGCUUGUAAAAUGCUUAAUAUUGUUGCCUAGGUUAUGCGGUGACUAUUUGAAUUAAAAAUGGAUUGAAUCACCAAAUAAAAGAAUGCAGCUAUUCUAGGGAGAAACUGAGUGUGUGUUUGCAAAAUCUGUCUCUUAAACUCCAAGAAAAUAAAAGUGACAAAGUUUUGUGUUACCAAGAUUUUUAUUACACAAAAUUAUUUUUAUUACACACAAAAAAAUUAUUACGCAAAAAAAAAUUUAUUGUGAGAAAAAACUUUAUCAAUUCAAAAAAUAGGCAGAAAAGUGAGCCCUUUCAUUAAAACUUUGCUGUCUCUUGGCUUCAGGGCUUUUGAGCAGUAGUUUUGUUUUUCUCCAUCAUCUUGAUGCUGACUUUUUGGUUAAAUUAAAUGGCAGCGACUUGGAGUUGUGUGUGAUGAAUGAAAUGCUUGGUGAUAGAUCGUAUGGCAGUGUGAGACUGGGGGAGAACCCUGUCGCCUUCCACUCAUGUCUUCAUUAACAAGGGCUGAGACUAGGUGAGGUGAGCGCAGGUCCGUCUCGAAUAUGAACCCACACGCUGUACCCAGGACACCUCAAGGUGGGUGCAGCAGUUUCAGAUGCAGAUCACUAGACAGGCAGGUGUAUAGGCAGGUGUCUUCAGUGCCUGAGCCUUGCCUUUGACCUUGCCUGCCACUUCUCAGUUUUGAAACUUACUGCAAAGCCAUAGAAACAGUGUGGUAAGGCUAAUAAGUUUACGCAUGCAGAGAGAAUUGAGAGUCCAGAAAUAAACCCUUACGAUUAUGGUCAAUUGAUUUUGACAAGGGAGCCAAGACAAUCCAAUGGUGAGAGAGUAUUCUUUUCACCAAAUGUUGCUGGGACCACAAGUUAUCCACAUGCAGAAGAAUAAAUCUGGACCCUUACCUCACACCAUACACAGAAAUUAAUUCAAAAUGGAUCAAAGAUCUAAAAUACAAUUGAUAAAACUGAAACUCUUAGAAAGGAGAAAACUCUGAUGGCCUUAGAUCAAGUGGUCAUCUCCCAGCUAUGACACCGAAAGCACACAUGGCAAAAAGAAAAAUAGAUAGACUGGACAUUCUAAAAAUUAAAAAAAAAAAACUUGUGUACUUCAUUGGACACCAAAAAGAAAAUGAAAAGACAAACCGCAUAAUGCGAGAAAAUUUUGCAAUUCAUAUUCUGAAGACCGUCUAUUUAGAGUAUGUAAAGAACUCUUACAGCUCAACAGUAAAAAGGUAAGUAAUUCAAUUGAAAAGUGAGCAAAGGGCUUGAUUACACAUUUCCAAAAGAAAAAAAAAAUACACAGAUGGCCAAAAAGCUCAUGAAAAGGUAGUCAGUAUUAUUAGUCACUAGGGAAACACAAAUUAAAAUCCUGAGAUAAUCACUUUACUCCCCCUGGAAUGGCUAGAAUCAAAAAGGCAAACAAUGGUGAGGAUGUGGAGAAAUUGGAACCCCAUACAUUGCUGGUCUGAUUGUAAAAUUUUGUGGCCAUUUUGGAAGACAGUUACUCAGUUCUUCAAAAUGUUAAACCCAGAGUUAAUACGCAAAUCAGUAAUUCCACUCCUAGGCAUGUAGUUAAGAAAGUUGAAAAUCCUGCACAUGAAAGUUCAUAACAGUUUUCAUAAUAGUCAAAAAUAGAAACCACCCAAAGGCCCAUCAACUAAUAAAUGGACAAAUAAAAUGUGGUCUACCCAUACAAGUGGAGUAUUUGUAAGCAAUAAAUUUAAAUGAAGUACUGAUACAAACAGCAUGGGUGAACCUGGAAAACAUGCUUGGUAGAAGAAGCUAUUCCCAAAAGGCCACAGAAUGGAUAAUUCCACUUAUGUGAAAUGUUAAGGACUGACAAAUCUAUCAAGGAAGGAAGUAGACUAGUGUUCUUCCCGCAGCUGGUGGAAGGGGUAAAUGGGCAGUGACUACUAACAGGUUUUCUCUUUGGAGUGAUGACAAUAUUCUUAAAUUAGAUAGUGGUCAUAGUUGUUUGAAUAUGCUACACCUCCUGAAGUAUACACUUCAAAAGGGUGAAUAUUUUUGUAUUUGAAUUAUACCUCCAUGUAGUCAUUUCUUUUUAAUUAGAACUCCAGAAUUUUUUUCAUUCAUAUACUACAGUAUUUAAGAAACAAAGCCCCUCCUCCUGAAAAAAAAAAAAAGGAAUAAAAUAAAAGAAAUUAUCUAAAAUGCAGUCACCUAGUCCACACCAUCUCUGUCCACUCUCUGGUAGUGUCGGUGCAUAGAUAAAUGAGUGGGCAGUGUGAUGGAAUUCCCAGGCUCACAUUGGUCCCUGGUAGUGACAGUUAAUGUCUACACCUUUGCCAUGGCUUAAUGGUGGUUGGGGGAUGUUUUCUCAUUUGAAGUUGGUCUUUGCCUCAUCUUGGUCUAACCAGCAGGAUGAAAGUGCCUUGACAAUUGCCGUAUGCUGGCACAGGUGGGUCUGGUCUCUUUGCUGUCAUCACCAGGAGAAAAAAAUGGUCCAGAGAAACAUAGGUCCCAGAAGACUCCUGCCACAGAUCUGAACCCAGUCCCUGCCAUGGGGUCACGUCCUGUGGAGUCCAGGCAACCCCCAAGCUCUUGGCUGAAAAAUGGAUGGUUCUUGUUGUAAGCUGCUGGCAGCUUGAGGAUGUUUGUUAUGCAGCAUUAACUGACAGUGGUGACCAAUACAUAUUAUUUCCUUUAAGAUAUUUUAGUGAAACUUUCAUAUAUACCUUCACUUGGAACUUUUGAACAACAAAAAAAUUGAAAUGGAACAGAAAAAAAUGUACUUUGAAAAUGUUUUAUCAACCUAAGAGAUAGCCCUUCUAAACAUUCCCACUAAAGUUGUGAAAAAAAAUGAUGCUGAAAACAUUAAAAGCACAGAAUCAUUUGCUAAGCACUGGAUUCUAUUUCAGUCAGUGUCUAUUGUUUUGUUAUUAAGAAGAGGAAAUAAGCACUUGGACAUACAGCCCACCUCUUAAGUACUAUCAUCACUGUUGUUUAUUUAUUUUGUGUUUUAAUAAACAUAUAAGUAAUACAAAACAUUAAAAACCAUUUUACAAAAAUGUCUCAUGUUUGUAUUUUAAUAAACUUUUAUAACUUGAAGCACUUUGGGAAA